AGUGUUGACCAACCUGGAACUGGAGGAGGGCUUCUUUAGCAGACCCGGCAAUGGCACUGUUCCCGAAGACAGUAUCCCUACUAGGGACCCCGAGUACGGCUUUGCAGAAAUUGGAGAAACCUCAAGCAGCUUUGUUUGGAGUGGUCCCUACACUGGAACCUUCGAAGCCCUUGACGCAUCCGCAGAACAACCAUUCCAAGAUGUGCCCGGGUUAUGGAUCUUGAACAUGGUAAUGAGACAGGCAGUCGUUGAGCUUGAAGAUGGCUCAGUUAUUGUCUUGGACGCGCCGCCGCAUCAAAGUAAGCUUGUCAUCGAUUGGGUCCAGCAAAGACUUGGAAAGAAUGUCACACAUGUUUGGGUUUGUCCUGACGCCGCCACUGGUAUCGUCAAACUAAAGCUGACCUGGUAUACACAGCCAACGCACCACCAUCACGAUCACUCGUUCGGAGUUGCCGACUAUGCGGCCGUUGGGACCAAAAUCAUUGUGCCAGAAAACGGGGCUCACUACUACGCCAGACUGAAUCUCACUGAAGGCCAGAUCUUGACCUAUAGGCGUGGCGAUGCGAUGGUGCUAAAGGAUAGCAAGACCCAGCUAGCCCUCGUGGAUAUGCAAGGGACUAUCCACGCCGAAGAUCAUGGCUAUGCUUUUAUUUCUUCUGCUCGUCCGACGACCAACAGCUCAACGGCCCUUUUUGAAGCAGAUCAUGCGAACCUGGCUACUAUAGAUAGUGCGGACCAUGGAAUGUUACAGGAACUUAUAGAUGUUUUAGUCCGCGAUCGGGUGACUCUUGAUACGUAG
This is a messenger RNA of Ilyonectria robusta, 799 nucleotides long. RefSeq lists its product as uncharacterized. NCBI's taxonomy places the organism in Eukaryota, Fungi, Ascomycota, Sordariomycetes, Hypocreales, Nectriaceae. The record is from RefSeq and is a predicted model, not a curated record. The transcript is spliced from 2 exons. The annotation marks the transcript as partial.